ACGCUCUCCCAUCCCUGCUUACCGUGCACCCCGAGCUGUGCAGCCCGCUUGGCGCCCUCGGUUUAAAAAAAAAAAAAAAAAAAAAAAUUAAAGGUGGCCGAGAAGGAAAGGGUUAACCGUUGUCUUUAAAUAUUCAUAUCAUUGUUUUAAAGGUGUAAACAGGCGGCUUCUGGGUUGGAGUGGACUGCUUCAUGCUAUGCACAUUUACUCUCCCCCAUUAAUUAUUACGAUUUCCCCAAGCACCCCCCCACCCCCAUUUUCGCACACCCACCCUCCAAAAACUAAGUGUUCAAGGUUCGGACGAGAGUGUGGAUGUGUGUCCCUCGUUCCAUUUCGAAUUUUAAGGCGCCUGAGUUCUUUCUGGACUUAAGGUGUUUUAAACUUUCUUUCUCUUAAAAAUCUGGGAAAAUAGAAAUUACGUUUAAAAAGAAGUUAGUCGCUCAAAUUCCCCGCCUCUUUCGGCGAAGGGGGAGUCGGUAGGGCUGGAGGUAGGAAAAUAACUGGAUGCCUCGUGAGUUGGAUUUUUUCCCCCUCUGGUAGGAGUGAGGCUGUGUUAAGUGCGAGGCGUUUUGUGAGCAAAGCACUGUUGUUUUGUUCCAAACUCUUGCAAAUCAAAGUGCUAUUGGACUUCCUAACUCUGAAAUGGCUUCACAAUUCCCCUCUGGGUAAUUUGCUUUGCUCUCCUGCCACCCUCCUUUUGCACAGGUGGUGGUUUUCUUGGAGUCUUGGGAGGUUUAUUCCUGCAGAGUUGUAGGUUUCAAACCGAAAUGAUUGCUCACCCCCAAACAUGUUUUUGUAAGGACAGUUUGGAUUACUGCCCAUACUCGGGCUUUGUGAGAUUUAUUUUAUUUAGUUAUUUUGUGUAUGUGUGUGUGUACACACGUGAGUGCCAGAGAGAGAGAUUUUAAAUGAGUGAUGUCCUUCCCAGGAGAUCAGAAACUCUAUAAAUGGGAAUUGUGUUCUUAAUCAUAAAUUUUAUAGGGGAAACUGACUCAAAAACUUGGGUGUUUGUACUCUUAUGCCCAAUAAAAUAUCAAUCUGGAGGUUUGUAAAACCUGGGAGCACUUGUAAGAUUCUGGUUUAACCUCGGAGACUUCAAAUUUAGAAGGGUUUGCCCUAGAAACUUUUCACUGGUACCUAGUACCAUAAAUGCCGGUGAUUUAGUACAGUUUAAUUUCUCAUUUUUGUUUUGCAGUGACACCGUAGUGAGCAGGAGCAAGCGUAUUUGUUUUGUCAAUGAUGUGUGUGUAUUGGUUGGUUGGGCGGGAUGUUGGCUUUCUAGGAAAGCGCUCUGCAUUAAAAUAUUAGAGAAUUUUCCACUGCUCUCUUGGAGAAAAUUAAUCUUGCUGUGUUAAACAGGCAUUCCACUUUUCAAGUUGUGUUCUUUAGUGAGGCUUCCUUAGUUUUGGAUCAUCUUCUACUUUUGGCUGAGAGUAAAAACAUGCUUUUCUAAAAUUGAAUUGAGCAUCACAAAGAAUUUCAUGAAAUGCCUUUCCAUCAGCAUCCUUUUCCUGCAGGGUGUCUGUCUCAUGGGCAUUUUAUUUUUCUAUGUGAGAUAACAGAAGAUAUUAAAAGGUUUUCCAGAAAAGUGCCGUUAGCCAGGCCUUAUAAUUUCUAAACCAUAGAGCUCCUAGGUUGACAGAUGCAGUGACUAGAAGUUUUCUCAUGAUGCUGGCUGCCAGAGGAACCUUUGGGACUUACUGCUCAAGAUGGCCUUGUGUUAUGUGCCAGCUGGCACAGAGUGCCUUCUUCAGGGGAGGUGUCCUGGCUGCCCCUCAGAGCCCCAGUUACAGCAACACAGACGUCAGGUCUUCUCCCUUAGAAGAUGUCUGUGAUGGUGGAUCUCUGAAGAAACCAGCCAGCUAGGAGAGGGAGGGGAGGAGCCGGGUUGUGAGGAGUGCGCGCCCCAGAACCAUGUCUACGCGGGAGUCCUUUAACCCGGAAAGUUAUGAAUUGGACAAGAGCUUCCGGUUAACCAGAUUCACUGAACUGAAGGGCACCGGCUGCAAAGUGCCCCAAGAUGUCCUGCAGAAAUUGCUGGAAUCUUUACAAGAGAACCACUUCCAAGAAGAUGAGCAGUUUCUGGGAGCAGUUAUGCCAAGGCUUGGCAUUGGAAUGGAUACUUGCGUGAUUCCUUUGAGGCAUGGUGGUCUCUCUUUGGUUCAAACCACGGAUUACAUCUAUCCUAUCGUCGAUGACCCUUACAUGAUGGGCAGGAUAGCAUGUGCCAACGUCCUCAGUGACCUGUACGCCAUGGGGGUCACGGAAUGUGACAAUAUGCUGAUGCUGCUUGGAAUCAGUAAUAAAAUGACCGACAGGGAAAGGGAUAAAGUGAUGCCCCUAAUUAUACAGGGUUUUAAAGAUGCAGCAGAGGAGGCAGGAACGUCUGUGACUGGUGGCCAGACGGUAUUAAACCCUUGGAUCGUGCUGGGAGGAGUGGCCACAACUGUCUGCCAGCCCAACGAAUUCAUCAUGCCAGAUAAUGCGGUGCCAGGGGAUGUGCUAGUGCUGACAAAGCCCCUGGGGACGCAGGUGGCCGUGGCCGUGCACCAGUGGCUGGACAUUCCUGAAAAAUGGAAUAAGAUUAAACUAGUGGUCACCCAAGAAGACGUCGAGUUGGCGUACCAGGAGGCAAUGAUGAACAUGGCGAGGCUCAACAGAACAGCUGCCGGGCUCAUGCACACAUUCAAUGCCCACGCUGCCACUGAUAUCACGGGCUUUGGAAUUUUGGGUCAUGCGCAGAACCUGGCCAAGCAGCAGAGGAACGAGGUGUCCUUCGUGAUCCACAACCUUCCUGUCCUGGCCAAGAUGGCUGCUGUGAGCAAGGCCUGUGGAAACAUGUUUGGCCUCAUGCACGGGACUUGCCCGGAGACAUCAGGAGGCCUCCUCAUCUGUUUACCGCGAGAGCAAGCCGCCCGGUUCUGCGCAGAGAUCAAGUCUCCCAAAUACGGGGAAGGCCACCAAGCAUGGAUUAUUGGGAUCGUGGAGAAGGGCAACCGCACGGCCAGAAUCAUAGACAAGCCCCGGAUCAUCGAAGUCGCACCGCAGGAGGGAUCGCGGUUAGUAAGCAGCGCGCUGACUCCUCGAGUGUCCGCCUGAGGGAAGCAGCCGCCGGCCCUGAGAGUCUCUGAUGCCUCCUGCGCCCGGGCACCAAAGCCGUGACGACAGAUCUUCUUGCCAAAGGAAGCCACCCCUGCGGAGAGGACGCCCCCGAAGAGGCUUCCCUUUGGAUGCACCCUCCGUCAGGAGCCAGAGGGCAGCCUUUUUGCAAGUGUAGCUGGAACUCAAGCCAUAAGUACGGUGUGCGGCACCCAAAAGGCUGCUUCGGAACGGACAUUCGUUGGACGUUUUCUAGGGAUUUAUACAGAUGUUGGUCCUCAAAAGCUAAAGACCAGUGGUCGACAAAAAUAAAAUGUGUUGGAAACCUCUGA
Messenger RNA from Mustela lutreola (European mink), 3431 nucleotides. RefSeq names its product selenophosphate synthetase 1 (gene SEPHS1). The transcript is spliced from 10 exons. Bases 1915 to 3099 code for a protein of 394 amino acids. The record is from RefSeq and is a predicted model, not a curated record. Gene Ontology annotation, cellular component: cytoplasm. NCBI's taxonomy places the organism in Eukaryota, Metazoa, Chordata, Mammalia, Carnivora, Mustelidae. Gene Ontology annotation, molecular function: selenide, water dikinase activity; ATP binding. Gene Ontology annotation, biological process: L-selenocysteine biosynthetic process.